AUGUCGGAUAUUACCAAGAAGUCGGAUGUCUCAGGUUACGCCCAAUUGUCUCACUCGGCCAGCCCUGUUGCCAAAAUCUGCGACCCUGCGACCUUGACCCCACGACCUCUCGACCCCGCGACCUCUCGACCUCUCGACCCCGCGACCUCUCAACCUCUCGACCUCUCGACCUCUCGACCUCUCGACCCCGCUACCUCUCGACCCCGCUACCUCUCGACCCCGCGACAUUUCGACCCCGCGACAUAUGACCUUGCGACCUUGCGACCUUGCGACCUGUAG
Molecule: messenger RNA, 279 nt
Organism: Morchella sextelata
Lineage: Eukaryota; Fungi; Ascomycota; Pezizomycetes; Pezizales; Morchellaceae
Exons: 2
Coding region: 1-279 (92 amino acids)
Source: RefSeq, a predicted model, not a curated record